Molecule: messenger RNA, 616 nt
Organism: Paramuricea clavata
Lineage: Eukaryota; Metazoa; Cnidaria; Anthozoa; Malacalcyonacea; Plexauridae
Source: the annotation of a GenBank genome assembly
AUGCCCCGGAUCGGGGAACCGUACGAGUGGGGCAACCCUUGGGAAGGAACAGAACUCGAAGACAUAAUUAACGAACUGAUACAGAAAACUGAUGAGAAUAGGGAGAGACUUACUAAGUUAGAGACAAUAGUAGAAGGCAUUCAGUAUGACCUCAAGUCUUUCACAGAAGAAACAAUUAAGAUGAUGAAUAAUAUUUACAAAAAGCUUUCAGAAGUAUAGGAAACACCUACUUAAAGACGUACUUAUAUAUUUAUCGUAUAGAGAGAAACCGGGAAUGACUGAAAAAACAAUUUUCUCGACUAAGGGUAUAGGAGGGAUGGAAAAACUAUUUGAGAACAAGAAAUUAAAUGUAAGCGCAAGAACUGUGAGGAGGGGUGAGGAGGUACUGUUCUACGCAAAAGAUGUGGCGGAAUCACUAGGAUACAAUAAACCUAGAAACGCUGUUAGAAUUCAUGUUUGGGAAGAGGACAAGUGUACCCUGGGUAGUCUACGAAGGGGCCCUGCUGAAGGGCCCCUUUACAAGGGUCAACCAGAGACGGUUCUUAUUAUUGAACAGGGUCUGUAUCAGUUAAUAUUCGGAUCUGAACUUAAGCAUGCGAAGGACUUCAGAAGAUGA